Electrophorus electricus (electric eel) is the source of this 1426-nucleotide messenger RNA. RefSeq lists its product as uncharacterized. NCBI's taxonomy places the organism in Eukaryota, Metazoa, Chordata, Actinopteri, Gymnotiformes, Gymnotidae. Gene Ontology annotation, biological process: response to bacterium. The record is from RefSeq and is a predicted model, not a curated record.
AUAAGUACCUUUGCACAUGGUUUAUAGAGUAACCUUUGGCAUGAACCAAGGUUUCAUUCUUUGGGCAAAAGGUGUCAAUCAGCUGAACUCUGUGACCACCGCUGCAUUUGGAGAGAAUGUGACUCUCCAGUGCUUUCUGCUGGAAGAGGACAACACCGAUCCCAUCGUUUGGUACCAGCAAAAAACAGGACAGGAGCCUCGUAUAAUGGCCAUGACUCAGAAAUCAGUAGAGACUUCCUCUUACUACAGUGAAUUUAAACCUCCAAAGUUCACUAUUGUGAAGGGAAAAGGGUUCUGUCAUUUGAACAUUGCUAGCAUUGAACCAUCAGAAGAGGCCAUGUAUUACUGUGGCACAAAUAAGUAUGAGAUUGUGUUUGGAAAGGGAGCAUUGUUAUCAGUGAAAGGGUAUUUAAAUAAAAAUGAUAAAUAUCAAGUAUCAGUGGUCCAAAGUCCAGUGCUGGGUGUGGUUUCCCCAGGAGAGUCAGUGUCUUUGCAGUGCACCGUCCUCUCUGAGAGGAGAACAGCAGAACUCCGAGUGCUCUGGUUCAGAGCUGCUGCAGGAGACUCCCAUCCUGAAAUCAUUUACACUCAUCACAACAACAGCCAUCAGUGUGAGAUCAGCUCUUCUGCACACAGCUGUGUGUACAACUUCUCCAAGAGUGUCCUCAGCCUCUCUGAUACUGGCACUUACUACUGCGCUGUGGCCACCUGUGGCAAGAUCCUUCUUGGAAAUGGAACGACAGUAUAUAUGUCCAGUCCUCUGGAUCCUGUAGUGAUCUUCCUGGGAGCAGCUCUGGGAGUGUGUGUGCUUGUCAUUUCUGCUCAAGCAAUUUUAAUCUGUAAAAGGAUAAAAUGUGAACAAUGUAGUGUGAGACUUCAACAUGGUGUUAUGAAAAUGAAGACCACCAGUCAGGACCAUGAUGCUGUGGAGUUGAAUUAUUCUGCCUUACAUUUCAUUGAUGGGAAAACCAGACGAAGGCGGGAGAAGAGAGGACAGACUGAACGCAGUGUGUACUCUGAAGUGUUGUACUCUGCUGCUACAGAUUAAUUUGUGACAUCUAAGUCAGUUAUUGGUAUUAAUUUGGUAAUUAAUUAAGCAUAGUUAAGGAAAAUUCUAUUUUCAGUCAUUUUUAUUAUUGUCAAUAAAAAAAUUCAGCAUUGCAGUCUCACUGUCAUUUGGAAACCUUUCUAAGGGAGAAUCUUAAAAAUGACAAAUGCAGUUUUCAUUUUAGAAGAUUCUAAAAAUGGAACUGGUGUCUUUCCAGACUUUCUAUCACCCAGAGUUGUUUUGGGUGUUUUGAAACGUUUGAGAAAUAACUGAACAAUGUACAAAUGCAAACAUAUUAAUGACAAAAAAAUAUAUAAUUUGAUCACAUAUGAGCUUCAAAGUUCUAAUAAGCAAGAAGUCUUAUGAGAAGAGGAGCUG